AUGGGUGGUGGUGGAAGUAAGAAACCUAAAAAAGUUGAUCAACCGCCAGUACGACAGCCGCUGCCACCUCCGUUGGAACCACCCAAGGGAGAUGUCUUUUUGCCGCCGGUACCGCAAACAUCGUCUACUCUUUCGCCUGUUGAGGAAGAACGUCCAAGAAUUAGCCCAGUAUUACGGCCAAUAACUUCUGCCAGUACGAAAAAAAGUGCUUCAGUUCGAGAAAAAAGUUUCCAUAAAUCCGCAGAUGAAAAGAGUACUGAUGAUGAUGACGAUGAUGACGAUGAACGACCAUCAACUAGUAGUCAGCUGGGAAAACCAAAAUCUCAUGCGACAACGAAAGUUACAACACCAAGUCCUAUACCAUUGCUCAAGAAACGAUCAUCUAUGGCGAGUUCAACUACAACAACAACUAGUACUCAUUCGGAUUUUCAUCGAGCCGGUUCGGCGGCACACAAUGGAGAACUUGGUCGUUACUGUUCACAUUGUCCGCAUUGUCAACGGCGAAGUAGUGGUAAAAAUUCCAUAGUCGCCGAAAAACCACCUGCAUGGCUAACAAAAAGACCAAAACGAGAGUGUUUAACUAUAAAUAUGGAUAAUUAUGAUGUCGAUGCCGUUCAAGAAAAAGUCAUUGCGCUCAACGGUCAUAUUCCUGGUUCUUAUGAUUAUCAACCCCAAUUGACGAUCGCACACACCAAAGACAAGAAUGAGUCUACAAAAGAAAACUACUUUACUCUACCAUUUGUAGUUAAAACAGUACCAGGUGUUACACCAGCAUGUACACCGUUUCCAAACUACAAGAUUUUGGAACGCAACGAACGCCGUAUCAAUAAACCUUAUACAUUACCAUUAUUUACCGAUUAA
Messenger RNA from Adineta ricciae, 861 nucleotides. The record is from the annotation of a GenBank genome assembly. NCBI's taxonomy places the organism in Eukaryota, Metazoa, Rotifera, Eurotatoria, Adinetida, Adinetidae.